UCCAGCAGCACCCCCGCCCCAGUCCUUCGAGAAAGUCAUCAGCGACUGCAGCGGCCGUCGCGGCAGUGGUGACCGCCUCGUCAGUUCCCGCCGCUUCCGCCGGAAGUGGCACCGGAACAAGUUCCUCCCUCCACCCGCCUUCAAGACGCCCGUCAUCGAGCGCAGGCGCGGGCGGCACCACAGCCAAACAAAUGACUGUUCAGUCGCAGUCGGGUGCGCAUUCGAAUAGGCCGCAGGAGGACUUGAUAGCUACGGCCGCGUCGGCCUUGAGGCGACUGCAUUUCAAGACGGGCAGGAGCAGCGGGAUUCAGAAGAAUGCGCAAGCUAAGCAGCCCGUUCCUCUGGGCGGUCAACCAGUGCCAAAGGUCAUCGUCAUGGGCAGCAGCACGGCCUCCGAGACAACGAUCAACACAAGCACGGACAGCUCGAACACGAUCGUGACCACUGUGACAGCUACCGAUGGGGAUUUGACAGAAGACAGCCUGGACCUGACCGAGCACGUUGAGGACAUUUUGGGACAGGAGAAUGUGUUGACCGAGGGUGUCAGAUCUGGAAACGCCAUAUUGCAACCUGUACCUCUAUCGCCUAAGACUCCCGCUACUGCGAAGCAAAAUACCCCACCAACUGCCAAAAACGAAUGUCGAUUCACCUUUGAACUCACUAGGCCACAUGUACUACCCACCGCAAAAUCAGAGGACCACACGGCAACCACAGCUCCUCGCUUGCGCUCAACCCACUCCAUAGAAAGGGUUCAGUCGUUGGAUGAAGCUACUCCCAAAGUACCGGUGACCAAAGAAGGAAAAUUCACUUUUGACACUGAAGUUCCAGGCAGAACAGUUGAAAGUCUGAUGGAAGAGCAAAUAGAAGCAUUGAAGAUGGAGGCUAGGAGAAGGAACAGUUACAAGCAAGCUGCACAAAACUUUGACCAAAUAGAGAUGAUGGAGGAAAACGCAAAUAAUUUCACACCGUCAACCCCCAGGGAGCACAGGAGGAGUUUCAAAAAGAAACUGGUUGUGGAAAAAGAAAAGCCGGAACGAACAUCGCCGAAGAGGAGAGCUGAGAAAAAUGUCAACUCGUCGCCGGAGGACUGUGAUUCGCCUAAGCCAAAACACAGACAAAAGAAAUCAAGUCGCCGCACUCGCUCCCCAGGCAAGCACCACACGCCAUCUAGCGAUGCGAAGUUCAACUACGAUGAGCGCCAUCUAGCGAAAUUUAGAAGCGGCGGAGUGGGAGGCAGUACCACCACCAGAAUGACCCCGCCUUUGCCUGACUUGAGGGUGGAUUUUGCUCCAGAGAGGAGGAGUAGUCAGCAGGUGGACCAUAUCGGACUGCCUUCUAUUGAGAAAAGAGGGAGUGUUUGUUUGAAUAAGUGUCUGAGAGAGGUUGGAUCUCACAUGGACCAAACAAUAAACGCGAUCAACGUGACGACCAAUCCUUUGGAAGCCCAAACGCCACACUUUCCAUCUCCAAGCAAUAAAAAGAAUGCUGCUGCUACGAUCGUGGUGCAGCAGGCUUCGGUCAGCGAAAACAUCAGCACGAUUUUGCUAAAAAGUGGAGCUGAAUUCGUUUCGAAUGUGCAACAGGAGAAGACCAGGAAAAAGGAGGAGAAUAUGAAGCAGUUGCUUGAUGUAGCGAAUAAUCUGACAUUGGAGGAGAUUCACGACUUCGAAAUGCGGUAUGGUAGCCCGCAUCACAAUAGAUCUCAAUCGGUGAAAACGCCCAGAACUUCCGGGAGACCGAAUUACCUUUGUCUGCCUCAACAAAGGUCAAGGGUUGCUUCGAUGCCAAAUACGGGGGUGGAGGAAGAAUAUUACAGGUUGAGGCAUUUCUCCAUAACAGGAAAAGGAGUAGUUAACCGAGGGGAUAGCUUGAAGAGUCGUAGGUCGAGAUCAAACAACUCGGUGGCUUCUAGUAAUUCUAGCACAGAACAACUUCCAGCUGCAGUGAGCGCCGCAGGUUCAGCGCGGACUUCAGCUUCGUGCAGCUUAGCGUCUUCAAGAGAGUCCUCCACUUCCGCCCCUCCACCAUCACCAUAUAAAGUCCUCAUGUUGGGAGGACCAGCCGUGGGCAAAUCAAGCUUGGUCCUACAAUUUAUGACUUCGGAGUACCUACAUGCUUACGAUACAAGUAUAGAUGACGACAGCGGGGAAAAAUCAGUUUCCGUCCUUUUAGCUGGAGAAGAGUCAGAGCUAUGCUUCAUAGAUUUCGCUUCGUCAGAUUUAUCGCCUGAUAGCUGUAUAAGGAAAUAUACCGACCCGCAUGCCUACUGCGUCGUAUACAGCAGUGCCGAUAGGUCGAGCUUGGAGAUAGCUGAGAACAUAUUGCAGAAUCUUUGGACGCUGGAUACAAUCAGCACAAGAGCAGUAAUUUUGGUUGCGAACAAAGCUGACCUGGUGAGGUCAAGAGUAGUAACGACAGAAGAGGGUAAGUCGAUGGCCACAUCUUACGAUUGCAAGUACAUAGAGACCUCAGUGGGGAUCAAUCACAAUGUGGAUGAACUGCUAGGACUUGUUCAGAAAACGAAGUUCAUCAAAGAAGAACCUGAACAGGAACAAAAGUCCUGCUUCAGGCACUGCCACUCCAACAGGCAGCGUUCAAAACUCGCCCAAAAAGUACAGAGGAAGCAGAACAUCCGCCAGUCUCAAAGUCAGAAAUCUCCUGGGAAAAGUCUGGGCUAGAGAUUCCAAGUCAAAAAGUUGCGAAAAUUUGCAUGUACUUUAAAAAAGUGUUUUAUUUCGGUUAUUUAGUUGAAUUAAAAAUAAUUAUGUACCUUUCAUGAUGGAUUUUCAGCAAUUUAGCAAAGAUUUCAGACAGGUGACUCAUGGCCAGAGAUUGUUGUCUUCUGACCUAUGUCUACUUCAGUGAAUACUAAAUUCGUUGGAAGGAUAAAACUUCAAAAAUAUUUUCUUCUCACAUCUCAAAGUAUAUCCUGAAGAGUAGCCGUUUUGGUAUCAUUUCAGAAAAAUUCAUCAUGAAACGGUCUGCGCACACUGAUGUUUUAAAAAAGUGCACAAUUUUCUCCACCCACAAUUGUGAUAUUGGUUUAGUUUUAUGUUGAUGAUCUGUUUACAUUUAUGUGUAAGGUAUCAGAAAAAUUUCAAACAGAAGUGAAGAAAGAAUACACUGUGAUAAAAGCACAGUGAUAUGAACAGAAAUAAAGCUGCAUUUUUCAUGGUUUCAGGUUUCAAGAAAGUUUGUUUGCUAAGGAAAAAUAAAUUUAAAGUCUCAAACAUUCAUUGUGUAGUGCAACAAGAAAAUUAACUUGGAAGCAAGAUGGAAGAAGGGUCGGUUUUGCCUGUCUAAGUUUUUAGGGUCCUGGGUUUUAGUGUUUGCGGGAUUGUGAUAGGGGACCUACAACAGUUCAAAGUCAUAUGUUGCAUCUGUCCUUGGGAGUCUUGGUUUUUCUAGCAAUUUUCUGAAGACUGAAGGAGGAAGAGGAUCAACAUUGGCCACGGAUUCGUAUUCAGUAGGCAAAGGUACUUCGGAAAUCGUAUGCCGCAUGUGCAGAAAAAAUCGCUCCUCAAAAGUCUUCAUUCUUGUGAAUACUGCUCCUGCAGAUGGAAGAGUGAUAGAGCUAAAAUUACUAUGAUUCGUACAUCGGAGACUAAAGUACUCCAAAAUCAUAUAUCGCAUGUGCAUCAUUCUUGAAAUAUCUUCAUUUUCUGAUGGUUUUCAAGACUGAAAGGGAGGUUGAGCAGAAAUGACCACGGAUUUGUGUUCAGAAGACAAACGUGCAUCGGAAACCAUAUAUAGUAUCACAUGCAAAUUAAAGAAACCCGUUUUCUGUAGGCCUGAGUGGUGAGACCACAAGAGUGAGAAUAGUUAAAAUAAAGUGAGAAUUUAUUAAGAAAGUAUUGGUUUUCCAUUGAUGGUAUUUUUCCUGUUUUAGGGGCUGGUUGGGGGAUACUAAGAGAGGUGGUGGUGGUCCGCUCAGGGUGACAUUGACUUGUUCUUCAGUAGAUACAACAUGAACUUAUUUUGAACAAUUCCAUCCAAAUUAAAUUUUGGACAAAAACUGGCCUUAUUAACUCUCCUCCUUUGAUAAUUAAAUUAUUUUUCAACCAGGAGCUUUUUACGCCAUAGGGAGGUGAAAUAAAUCAAGCGUUCACUAUAUUUAAGUUUACAGAUGCUCAUUGACCACAAGAACUGCCUAUUUGUUGCUAGACAUUGGCAAAACUACGGAUAACCGGUGAUACAGUACGAUUGAUUGUAAUUUUAGAGCCACUAUCCAUUUGGAGUCAACCCUAGAAUUUUUUGACUCACUCGAUAACCAGUCAUAGAUGAAAUUUUUUCGUUAUAAGCGUUUAUGUGCCUUGUGGCGUUAGAGCUCGAGUUGUUUCACACCUUUUGUUGUUAUUUUUCGUCGCAGUAAAAGCAUCUACUUUGCCUUUGUCACCUGAAUAAUCAGGAUUAACUCUGGUAACAUUUUAGUCUCACAACAAGUAUUUUCACGAAAUUCCUAUGGAAAAUCAGCUUUUUUCUGUAUCUAUCAAACAAUUCUAUACACCAAAAUAGUGCAGUGUUUUAUUUUGGGGCUAAGUGAAAGAUGUUCUUAGACGUGCAACAUGCCUGUCGUUACAGUUACCUGUAUUCAUCACCUGUAUCAAAUUGUCAGGUGAAAGAAAAUAUACAGUUUGCUAAAACAAAUACUACACAAUUCAAGCGUAAAAAUAGUAAAUCGCGUAAAUGGCAGCACUGGGUCGGUGCUGCACCUUCGUUGAUAUGUGCUUUGGUACCUAACCAGUGUUUCUGUUUACUCUCUAAGGUUCUUUACAAGUGCUGAAUUGACAGAUAACUGUUGACUGGCAAAUAGUGAAUCAGAACAUUGAUAUUACUAGGCAAUAAUAUUGAAGGUAUUAAUUACUGGUUAAUAUUAAAUUAAGUACUAUAAUCAUAAUGGGUCCACAAAUUGUCGUAUUAUAGAUACGUAGAAUUAACAAUAUAGAGAAUUUAUUAGUUGGUAGGGCUUUAAGAUAAUAUAGUGAAAACUUGAGCUCAAUAAGAUUUACAUUAACACAAAUAUUGAAAAUGUAUAUGUUCAUUAUAGUUUACGUAACAAUGAUAAGUUAAAAAAUUUAGAAACUCCGAUGCGCUGCCAUAAGAUUAAUGAGUGGACAAGUGUGAUAUACCUUGUAUACAGAGUGUCCCUGAAUAUACAAACAUGUCAAUGUCAGGUAUGCAUGUAAAACACACAAAAAUGUCAUAAGCACCUUUAAAAAUAUAAAUAUGAAAUAAGGAAACAAAAGUAACAGAACGGUUCUAUGUUUUUUCAGGUAAAGUACUUUUCAAAAAGUCGUCAGCUAACUUUGAACAAGGAAGUCGAAUGGUAGAGUUGGAUUUAGCUUUGAGCCUCUCCUUCACCCUUAUUUGAAGACCAACUUUUUUUUUUUAAUGAAAGGCUACUUUUUGAAACCGGCAAUCGACAGAACGAAAAAUUCUACACUCAAAUAUAUUUUAAAAUCUUAGAUCACCUCUAAAGAUCAAUUAAUGGUGUGAAUAGUUUGUGGCUAGAGAAGACUCAAGAUCACCAUUGUAAUCUUCGCUGGAAGAAUUUUAUCCAUCAAUAAUUCUGUUAAGCUUCUCUAAAAUUCGUUUAGUCUCACUCAUUACCUUUGUUUGACCUUCAGGAGUCUGUUUAGGACUGAGAACAACUUUUCUCCACAUAACUUUCGCACUUUGUACAAUGUCUGGAGUGAUGCCGCCCCGAUGACAAUAUCUAUGACCGAUGCUUUCCAGAGGAGGACUGCCUGACUGAUCUAUGACUCUUCUUUAACGAACAGUCUCAGGACCCUUUUGCAUCGGCGGGCUGCCGGCGAUCUAGCUCUCUUCUACCGCUCUACCACUGUGUCAACAGGUCUAGUUCCUCAUAUCUGUUCUCCAUAAUGCCGCCGCGCGUUGAGCCUGCCAGAUCCGCCAGGCUUCUACCUCGCAUCUCAACUCUGUCGCACGACAAACAUCAAGCACUGGCAGGUGCGGCCCCUCCUGCGUUCCUAUGUUGUCGAGGUUGUGGGACAGUCUACCUUAGCGGGCUUUUAUUUUUCUUUCUGCCUAAGCGGCUGCUUAUAUAUCGAGAAAGAACCGACCUUAACCUUUUCCAAAAAUACCUUACCUGGAAAAACACGAAUCCGUUCUGUUACUUUUGCUACGUCCGAGCUUUUGUAAGAUUCUUACCGAAAAUUUUAAUAUGCUACAAAACGCUUGUGAGAUAAGGUAUCGGACAAAGAGAUAAAGAGGGAUUUUCCCCUAUAACAGUAACAUUUGUAAAGCGCAUAUUUUCGUUCUUCCUUCUCUGUAUGUUCUGCACAUGUUCAAUAUGAGCUACAUAAUUAUUUAUGAGAUGAAUAUGAUGUUAAUUUAAAUCUUUUCCAAGCUCUUCCAUAUAACGCUUAUAUGUCCUAAUAUAUAACUAGAUUUUUUAAUUACUAUAAAAACCGUUAGGAGAGUUUUUCAUUACUCGGAAAGGGACAUAAAACAUUGACAUUGACUUACGUAUCCUGAAAAUUCCCAAUUAAAAUAAGUAUCAAAAAGGGUCUAGAGCUCCUAGCGCCAUCUAUGAGGCAGUAGCAGAACCAAACACUCAAACAUCUUUCCAAGCAGAUUUCUGCAUUUUUGUGUUAUUCUAGUGAUUCAAAGAUGGCGAUAGUACCUUUCAGAUCCUUUUGGAUGUCGACAUACAGUAUAUGGUUGGGUAUCUUCAGGUAAAAUACGUUAAUCAAUGAUGAUAUCUAUUUAGCUUAAUGAUCACGUAAAAAAUAUUUGAAGAGUUCCGAUCAUAUACAUUGUAACACUCAAAUAUAUAUUUUUUCAAAUUUUCUUUGUGAUGAGAACCUCUACGUACUUAAUUAUAAUGUUUACAUAAUCCUUAUACACAAAAACAAGGUACAACAAAACUUGGCGAGCGGUGUAGCUUUAAAAGUAGAUCUUAUUAUACUAACUUCUUUAACCGAUUAUUUUCGUAUUAUCACUUAGUUGCUUGACCUAGAUUCUUUGAAAGUCAUAUUCGAAUACAUUCGAACGAAAAUGUCUUAUCUACUUUUUGAAAUAAAAUCAAAGAACCUGCUUCUUUUCAAAGAAACUAAGUUGAAGCAGUAUCCAAACUGAGUUUAGCUUUCUUUAGAGAAAAUGCAAUAGGCAAAGUAUAUGUAUGUGAUACUUAUAAUUUUGAUAGUUUUAUGACUAGAUCAUAUCUGUCAGUCAAAUUGUAGAAGAGAAAAUUGUGGGUGAUGUGAUCUGACUAAGCUUGGAGGACGUUUGAUUCAUCUUUUCACGCCUAAAAGGUAUAAGGGAGCAAACGAUCUUAGGCUAGUGUGUUGAAAAAUUAUGAAGUUGCGAGCUUCUGGAAAACAAGCAUUACAAAUAUAAAGAAAAGUUAUGAAUAAGAUGUUUGAAAUAGCUUUAAGUCAUACAUGAGAAUACUGCAUUUUGCUUCAGCAUUACUUGAGCUCAUCAAUAAAUCUUAUAUGUAACUAAUUGAGGUAUUGUAAUACAAGAAUCUUAGUCGGAUGUUGUCAAAAAUCUAACGACGUUUUAAGGUAAAUGUUGAUAUCGAAACUAAUUCAAUAUUAUACAGAGGAAUCCAAAUAUCACUGACUAAUGUGUACGAGAGAGCAGCGCGAAAAGCGUGCAGCACGUUUGUUAGAAGCAGUGCGCCGUUGGCAACAUGACAAGCAGCAGCUGCGUCACUCGAGGUGCUAGGCAACAUGGUGCUUGUAUCUCUUUCUAACAUAGUAUUGC
Molecule: messenger RNA, 7734 nt
Organism: Acanthoscelides obtectus
Lineage: Eukaryota; Metazoa; Arthropoda; Insecta; Coleoptera; Chrysomelidae
Source: the annotation of a GenBank genome assembly